Merops nubicus (carmine bee-eater) is the source of this 609-nucleotide messenger RNA. RefSeq names its product ribosomal protein L7-like 1 (gene RPL7L1). The transcript is spliced from 4 exons. NCBI's taxonomy places the organism in Eukaryota, Metazoa, Chordata, Aves, Coraciiformes, Meropidae. Gene Ontology annotation, molecular function: structural constituent of ribosome; RNA binding. The record is from RefSeq and is a predicted model, not a curated record. Gene Ontology annotation, biological process: maturation of LSU-rRNA from tricistronic rRNA transcript (SSU-rRNA, 5.8S rRNA, LSU-rRNA). The annotation marks the transcript as partial. Gene Ontology annotation, cellular component: cytosolic large ribosomal subunit.
CUCCAGAGGGGGAAACAAAUCCAGUUUAAGCGCCUGGAGACUUUCCUUCGGGACUCGUGGCGCAGACACCGCGAUGACGUCCGGCUGAGGCGCAUGGAGCAGAGGCCAGGGCAGACAGCUCCACCUGAGGAGUGCAAACUCGCCUUUGUCGUGCGAAUUGCAGACAUUAAGGGAGUGAGUAGGAGGGUCAAAAGAGUGAUUGAGUUGCUGCAACUGAGGAAAAACUUCACUGGAGUAUUUGUUAAACUGACUCCUUUAUCUCUGAAGAUGCUGCGGAUCGUGGAACCUUAUGUGGCCUGGGGACACCCUAACCUGAAGUCUGUACGAGAGCUCAUCCUGAAACGAGGCCAGGCCAAGAUUAAGAAAAAGAGGAUGCCUCUGACAGACAACAUACUGAUAGAGGAACAUUUAGGAAAGUGUGGUAUUAUUUGCCUGGAGGACCUCAUUCAUGAAAUCUACUCAGCUGGGAAGAAUUUCAAAAAAGUCUCCAGUUUUCUGUGGCCGUUCCACCUGUCGGUGGCUCGCCACGCGUCACGUAACAGAGUGGGUUUCCUGAAGGAAAUGGGUAAGCCUGGCUUUAGAGGCGACGCGAUCAACCAGCUCCUUUAG